Messenger RNA from Pogonomyrmex barbatus (red harvester ant), 5161 nucleotides. It is a transcript of the gene Hcf, whose product is annotated as Host cell factor. Gene Ontology annotation, molecular function: transcription coactivator activity; protein binding. NCBI's taxonomy places the organism in Eukaryota, Metazoa, Arthropoda, Insecta, Hymenoptera, Formicidae. The record is from RefSeq and is a predicted model, not a curated record. Gene Ontology annotation, biological process: regulation of DNA-templated transcription; chromatin remodeling. Gene Ontology annotation, cellular component: histone methyltransferase complex.
ACGGUCAUCAUGGCGGCACCCAUGCUAAAGUGGAAGCGGAUCGCAAAUCCGACCGGGCCCCAGCCGCGACCCAGGCAUGGCCACCGAGCGGUCGCUAUUAAGGAUCUCAUGGUCGUUUUCGGCGGUGGGAACGAGGGCAUCGUCGACGAGUUGCAUGUAUACAACACAGCAACAAAUCAAUGGUUCGUACCAUCUACGAAGGGAGAUAUUCCGCCAGGUUGUGCAGCAUAUGGAUUUGUUGUCGAUGGCACUCGUAUUUUGGUCUUUGGUGGAAUGGUAGAAUAUGGCAAAUAUUCUAAUGAACUGUAUGAAUUGCAAGCGAGUCGAUGGGAAUGGAAGCGCUUGAAACCAAAGCCGCCUAAACAUGAGCCACCACCAUGCCCACGAUUGGGACAUAGUUUUACCCUCAUUGGUAACAGGGUCUUCCUUUUUGGAGGUCUGGCGAAUGAUAGUGAUGAUCCAAAAAAUAAUAUACCGAGAUAUCUGAAUGAUCUGUAUACACUUGAGCUCCUCCCUAAUGGUCAAACAGCCUGGGAUGUACCACAAACACACGGACAUGCGCCACCUCCUAGAGAAUCCCAUACUGGAGUGGCAUAUACUGAUCGUACCACAGGCAAGUCCUGCUUGGUGAUUUAUGGUGGCAUGAGCGGCUGUCGUCUAGGUGAUUUAUGGUUUCUUGAUGUUGAUUCAAUGACUUGGAAUAAGCCAGUGGUUCAUGGACCUACUCCUCUACCACGAUCGCUUCAUACUGCCACUUUAAUUGGUCAUCGAAUGUAUGUAUUUGGUGGAUGGGUGCCAUUGGUCGUUGAUGAUGUUAAAGUCGCGACACACGAAAAAGAAUGGAAGUGUACAAGUACGCUAGCAUGCUUGAACUUGGAAACUCUCACUUGGGAGCAAUUGACUGUCGAUUCCUUAGAAGAGAAUGUUCCUCGUGCUCGUGCUGGUCAUUGCGCGGUUGGCGUACACAGUAGGCUUUAUGUAUGGUCCGGUAGAGAUGGCUAUCGUAAAGCUUGGAAUAAUCAAGUUUGUUGCAAAGAUUUAUGGUAUCUUGAGGUCAGUAAACCGGCGGCACCUUCCAGAGUUCAGUUAGUUAGGGCUUCCACGCAAACGUUGGAAGUCAGCUGGACAGCAAGCCCGUCCGCGCAAUAUUAUAUUCUUCAAAUACAAAAAUAUGAUAUGCCACCGGUAGCAGCAACUGGUACCUUCCCAUCGGUGAGCACACCGACACCGACUGCGCCUAUCGUCAGCACUCCUGUGGCGGUGACAACCCCAGCGAUGGCGGCUACUCCCGCGACCAUACCCGUAACAUCUCCGCCUGUCACCACUGUUGCUGCUCUUCCUUCGACUGCACCACCUGUUGCCGCUGCUGCCAGAACAUCCGUAGCAACAGCAGUGGCAACAGCAGUGACAAAUCCAUUACGAGUUCAAAGUGCGAGUCCCGUACAGAAACCAGUACAAGCUGUACAAAAACCAGCAAGUCCUAUGACUCCGAGAGUCGCAACUGGCAACGUUAUACGUAUCCGAUCUCCUCUGGUCACCUCCACGGCGGCAGUGGCAACGGCAGCAGUAGCAGUGGCCACCACUGAGCAACAGCAAACAACUGCGACUGUGACAACUGCGGCUGGUCAAACACCUGCUGCUAUGUCUGGAAUCGCCGCUCUGGCUGCAGCAGCGGCAGCCACCCCAAAGAUUACUAUGAACAAUGUUCCGAUUGUGCCACAAGCCGCGGUUGCGACUGCAACUACAGCCAACACUAUCAGGAUGAAAAACGUUCAGCCAGGUCAGCAGAUACGCUUUGCCGCACCCGGAGCCACAGUACUACGUACUACCUCGCCGCAACAGAGCAAGCAGAUCAUACUGCAAAAACCUGGCCAAAAUAUAUCUGGUCAGCCACAAAUCGUACAUCUCCUGAAAACCGGACAAGGCAUGGUGGCUACAGUACCUAAAGUAAGCCUUAUCCCUGGCAAAACUGUUCAGGCAACUGGCGCAAAACCUCUAAAUCAGGGACCGACAAUACUACGAUUGGUAAAUCCCAAUACGGUGACUGGAUCGAAGAUCCUCACGACUAUGAAGACGUCCAACAUUGUAGCGAUGAGUAAGGGACAGAACAUAACGGGCAAACAAACUAUAAUGAUUACCAAACCAACAGGAAACAGUGGAUUAGUUGGACGAACCAAUCAGUUUAUCGUUGUCACUUCAGGUUCUGGUUUAAGAGCUGUACAAGCUGUGACAACAUCACAAGCUGGUGCAGGACAAGGAGCUACAUCCGUAGCUACUCCUGUAAACGUUUUGCCCUUGUCAGCUACAAAUCAUGUUACGAAUCAGCAGGGUGUCAAAAUGAUUGUUGUUUCUUCUGGUGCAAUGGGAGGAGGAACUGCUGGCAAACCUUUAACCAUCACAGUUCCAGGACAAGGCGGCGUAGCAAAGACUGUGACUAUUGCUAAGAGCGGUGCGCAAACUAUCUUCAAUCCCAGUAAGAAUCAACUUGUUGUGCCGCAGAUACAAAAACACCUGUAAGAAGCCGUAACAGUGUCUGGCAAGCCAGUGACUCUGCAAAUGCCUGCGGGUAUAAGUGCGAAGACAGUGACGCUUUUGCCGACAAGUAGCAGUUCCAUAGUAACUACUUCGAGCACAUCAGAUUCGAUAGAUACCAGUAAAAUGCUUUUUGUUUCUCCACAGAAACAACCUUCAGCUUCCUUAGCAUCUACGUCUGACGGCCCGGCUACUACUGAUGCAGCGUUAGCCGCAUUAGCAGCAGAAGCAGGUCUGAUAGAUCCAGUUCAGGAACCAUCUGGUAACUUAUCAUUCAUGGUAGCGGAUGAUGGUGCUACGAGCGACGAUAAAAUAGAGGAUAGUUGUAACGGCAAUGAAGCGACUACGGCAGCUGCUCUAGUUUCUCAAAUGGGUGCGGACGAAUCAAUGCAAGUUGAUGGUGACGGAACCACUUUUAUACUUCCACAAGUAGAUGGACCAAUAGAUGACCUCUUAUUGGAGGAUGAAGAAAAAAUGGAUGUUGAUGAGGAGCCUGCAUCGGAAAAUGCGCCUGAGUCAGCCGGCGUCGACGAGUCGACAGCAGUAACAGAACAAAAUGUGACAGAAAAUGUUCAAACAGAAGAAUCAACUAUAAAAGAGGAUGUUGCUGCAAAUAAAGAAGAAGAAGAAGAAGCAGCAACAACAGCAGCGACCACAGAUCCUUCUGAAUCGACUACCACUUCUAUCAAUCAAAUUCUCAAAAUUGAAGAUGCUGUUGAUAAUCCCCCCAAUCAUGAUGCACCAUUACAAACUGAUACCAAUGAUGUAGAAUUGUCGAACGAGAAGGAGAUCAAUGAUUCUAAACCAAUAGUUGAUGAAGUUAAAGUAACAAAAUCUGAGUUGCCUUUAGUACAAUCACUCACGGAGUCUUCAUCCGAACAGACAUCUCUAGUGAACGAUACAAACCCAGCAAUGGAAAUCGAUGCAAUUAUCAAGCAAGAUGAAAACAAUCAAGUGAAAAAUAUAAAAAAAGAAGCUUCUGAAAAUGAACCACCAGAAUUUGAAAAUGUACCUAUCGAAGAUACGGACGCGUUGCAUCCUCAAAGCGAUAUUCAGAAAGAUGACAAAAUAAAAGAUGAAAUCGCAAAUUCGGAAGCUGAUCUUCCCACCGAAAGUUCUCUUAUGAAAUCGGAUGAUGUGGACGAACCAAUGAUUACUGAUAAUAGUACGACUUCAACAGAUAAUGUAAUGACUCCCGUUGUUACACCAAACAUUCAAAUGAAACUGGAACCAAAUGACGAAUCUAUGACGAAAGAAAACAAAUUAACCGAUAUACCUUUAUCGUCUGUUAACGGUGUCGCUGCAUCUCUUGAAAAGGAAAUGGAAAAAGUACAUAGUUCCACGAAAAUAGAGAUGAAAGAUGAACUUUCUGCUUCAAAGAGAGAAAAUCAGAAACAGGAAAAGAUCAAUGACGCUAGAUCAGAAACUGGAGAUGAUUCGACAGCUUUGACAACAUUGGCUACUGCUGCUUUAGGAUCAGCAGAACCAGCGGUAAAAGUUAAAAAUGAGCAGAGCGAGGAAGAGAAGAAAGAGGCAGAGUGGUAUGAUGUAGGUGUGAUAAAAGGAACUAGUUUUACAGUUCAACAUUAUUAUCUUCCUGGUGAUGAACCGUUAGAUAUAACGCAAUCUUUGACGAUGGAUGUUUUUAAAGGAAGAGCUAAAAUAGCAUUAGAACCCGGAACUGCCUACAAGUUUAGAGUCGCCGCUGUGAAUAGUUGUGGACGAAGUGCCUGGAGUGAGGUAGCGGCAUUCAAGACGUGUCUUCCGGGAUUUCCGGGUGCACCGAGCGCUAUAAAGAUAUCGAAAUCCGUGGACGGCGCACAAAUCUCUUGGGAACCGCCGCCUAGCAACGUCGGCCCUAUCCUCGAAUAUUCCGUCUACUUAGCAGUGCGAAGUACCGCGUUGAACAAUGACGGAGAACCAAAAACAGUUGUGUCGAAUCCAAAUCAGUUAGCUUUUAUUAGAGUUUAUUGCGGUUCGAGUAAUUCUUGUUCGGUGAACAAUAGUGCCCUUAAUGCCGCUCACGUGGAUACGACUACAAAACCGGCCAUAAUCUUUAGAAUAGCCGCACGAAACGACAAAGGAUAUGGACCAGCCACUCAAGUCAGGUGGUUGCAAGCAGAUCCAACCACCGCCGUGAAGAGUAAUCCGCAAGCGAAGAGACCUGCCAGCGCAGAUUUACGCUCGCAAGUGACUUCUCCACAAAAGAAAAUGAAAAUGGAACCAGCCAGUGAUAAUUUUUCGUGAGCCUGUUUUCUCCCUGGCCUCGUACAGCCGAAACUCCCACAAGCAACGCUACUCAUUAUUUAAUUUCCAUAUGCCUAACAACGAUAAUGAAAUCAAUGUGUUAUCGAGUAAACGACGUGAUAUACAAGUAAACGAAAGAUACGAACGUGAAGAAGAAAGAAGAAGAGAAAGAAAAAAAGAGGUAUUCGUAAUAUCAAUCUAUGUGUAAAGAUUGGAAUAGAAAAGUAUUUUCAGUGCUCAGUAUGAACGUCAACGUUUUUUCUGUACCGCGUUUCUUACUCGCUAUCAUCCUUCUAUUUUUUUGUAAGAGUGCGCGAGAAUCUUCUUUGUAAAGAUAUAAGUACCGUUAAUAAAUGGCGACAUGUUAUUUUUUUGAAGUUAA